This is a messenger RNA of Nymphaea colorata (pocket water lily), 621 nucleotides long. Its product is annotated as probable aspartic protease At2g35615. The transcript has 3 exons. Gene Ontology annotation, cellular component: extracellular region. NCBI's taxonomy places the organism in Eukaryota, Viridiplantae, Streptophyta, Magnoliopsida, Nymphaeales, Nymphaeaceae. Bases 1 to 621 code for a protein of 206 amino acids. The record is from RefSeq and is a predicted model, not a curated record.
AUGUGCCGUCCUUGUGACUCCUGCUCCGGCCAAACAUCAAUGUUUGAUCCACUUCAGUCAUCCACCUACAAGAGCCAGACCUGCUCUGUCAGCUCUUGCAUGGAACUGCCCAUUCAUGGUUGCACUAUCAACCAACUUUACGGAUUCAUAUAUUCCUAUGAAGACAAAUCCUUCAUAGAAGUGAUACUGGCCUCGGAAACGCUCUUGUUUGACAAUGGUGCUGGCACCGUCAAGCUUCCAGAAAUUGUCUCUGGUUGUGUUCAUCAGGAUGGCCCUCCUAAUCCCUCCUUGCUUGAAGUUCCUGACCUUGUUGGCCUCGGAGGUGGUCCUCUCUCACUUGUAAAUCAGAUUGGCUCUUCUAUUGAUAAUAAAUUUGCCUACUGUCUUCCUCCCAAUAGCAAUGAAAUCACGUCAGACAGCUCAAAUCUGGUAAGGACGCAGAGUUUUCAGGCCAGGAAGGGGUUCAAGAAAUGCCGAUGGCACCAGGUGGUCCUCAAGGCACUUAAAGACGGAGAGGUGCCCAUCUUUGGGAAUGUUGUGCAGCCGAACAUGCAUGUGAAGUAUGAUUUGGGGAAGAGGCUGCUUUCUCUUGCACCAGCUGAAUCUUUGGAUGCUGCUUAA